GCAUAUCUACCACCGGUCCACCUGAUAUGUUGCACCAUGGCCGAACGGGAGCUGCCUUAUACACUCUGCGUAGUGUCCAAUUUCCACCAAGGCCCAUAUAUGCAAUUGAAUACAGUCGUUCGGAGGAAAGAGUCUGCUAUGCUGCCUGCAUGGAUGGAGCCGUUUACCGCGUCGAAAUACCUUUUAUACCAGAGCCGGCAGAGGAUGAGAAAAGUUUCGGCAUCAAAGCGAAUCCGGGGCUAGACUGUCUACAGAUGCAAUAUCAUGCAGCGCCAGGACCAUCUACGUGUUCUACUCCUUUUAUCACACAACGUUCGCCGGCGCUCUCUCUGGGGAUGUCCGCAGACUCCACUAACAUGGUCGCCGGGUACGCCGACGCCUCCAUAAAAGUGUACGACAUGGAGACACAGGCGGCAAUUCGUACAUACAAGGUUCACAAGCUACGCCUCCAGUUCAUCCCAAAGAAGCUGCAACGCAUGCACAUUGGGCAAGUGUGCGCACUUAAGUGCCACGAUGACAGGCCAUUCGUCUUCGCGAGUGCUGCGUGGGAUAAGACAGUCAGGAUCUGGGACACGAGGUGCCAAGUUGGCUGCACGAUGACGUUCGAAGGGGUUGACGUGUGCAACAACAGUAUUGAUUUAAAAAGAAAUUUCCUCAUAGCAGGCAGUUGGCAACCUACAGAGGCUCUGACAGUGUGGGACAUCACUGCCAAGAAGAAGGUCUCCAUCGUGCGCGUGCAGAACCGGCGACCGGACGUCGAUGGCGAAUACAUCUACGCGUGCCGGUUUUGGAAUUCUAGUAAGUACAACCGCAAAGCAAAAUACGGGAUCAUAGGCGGCAGUGGUACCAACUGCGUAGAAGUCAUCAACCUGCACAACCGCUACAUCACCUGCUCGUACCCUGCCGAAGGUUCUGUCCUCGCCAUCGCCAGUUACGAUGACCUCAUCGCCUUCGGAGGUACAGCUCCCGUCCUCAGCGUAGUGAGCUUCCACGAUCCCAAACAUGAAGAGUACCCUAAGGACUUGGACACAUUGCACCCGGCGGACUAUGGAGACGUGAUCUUACAUGAUUUUGAUGAUUUAAGCUUUGCUUCGACUGACGCUUAGCAUUAUGUAGACGGAAAGUUAGUGCUUAAUGGUAAAAGUCUGGAUUGAAUACACGUUUUAAAAUUGGUGCUUUGCUUUGUGUUCGUUAAGUUAGGUGAUAUAUUAGGAUUUUCUGUUGGUGCUACAAUAAUAAGGCAAUUGUUUAUCUUUAGGUAGGUCCCUAAAAAGUAGGUUUCACUUAAACUCACAGGGUAACGGAACCAACACGUGUUAAGCUUUAAGCGGGGUGUGUUUUACCUACGGCUAAAUUAUAUACGUAUUUCCACAUUUCCUUAUAAAAUAAAAACACAAUUUUUAACCUUAUGAU
Molecule: messenger RNA, 1413 nt
Organism: Leguminivora glycinivorella
Lineage: Eukaryota; Metazoa; Arthropoda; Insecta; Lepidoptera; Tortricidae
Exons: 8
Coding region: 27-1106 (359 amino acids)
Molecular function (GO): protein binding
Source: RefSeq, a predicted model, not a curated record